CGGCGGCCGGGCGGCGGUAGGGGGAGUCCGGGGCGCGGGAUGGCGGCGGGCGGCUCGGUGCGGGUGCCCCGGCGCUGCGCCUACAGCUGGGGGGUGCGGUCGGCGCGGCCGGAGGAGGGGCGGCGGGGGCGGCCGGAGGAGCGGGCCUACGAGAUCCCGGGGCUGGAGCCCGUCACCUCGGCCGGACGGAUGCACCACGUGCCGGGGCUGGCGCGGCCCCGCUUCCCGCGCUGGGAGCCCGACGCCCCCGACCCGCGCUUCUACCGCGCCCCGCCGCCCCACCGCAUGCCCCUGCACCGACCCCGGCCCUGCUUCUUCUUCCAGCAGCGCUGCCGCCUCCUCGAAGGCGUUAAACAAGCGCUGUGGCUGACCAAAGCCAAGCUGGUGGAAGGCCUCCCGGAGCGGCUGCUCCGCCUGGCCGCGGACCCCAGCAGUCACGUCCCCGACCAGGACGAGCGGGUGCAGAGGGCCAUCUUUCACGCUCGCCUGUGGCUCACCACCGACGCCAUCCCCACCAGGGAGAACUACUGCCCGGCCAUCAUGGAGAACCUCCUGCAACUCUGCCGCUCGCUGAUGCCCCGCUUCCCCUCCCUGAGCCGGAGGAUCCUGGCCAGGAACUAUACCAUCUCCGCCGUCUGGCACCGAGACUCCACCGUGCUCCAGAUCCGCGGGCUGAACGGGACGCGUCUGAGCAGCCUGGACGUCCUGCCGCCCGUGGCCAGCCACGACCAGAUCCAGGCCACCGCCGCCCACACCCUGGAGGACCUGUACCCCCUGGCCCCGACCAUUAACCUGGAGGAGCGCUACGUGUACCAGCUGAAGGACGACACAGGGUUCGAGCCUGGCUACCUGUACCAGCACCCUCACACCAUAUACUUCCUGGAAUCUGCCAACUGGAGCAAGGCCAGGAUGAAGCCGGAGCAGCUGAGGGCCAAGAUGAUCAUGUUCGCCUUCGGGAACGCCCUGGCCCGGGCCCGGGCCCUGCACGGGGAAGAGGCUCGGGUCCUGGAGCAGCCCAUCGUGGUGCAGGCCGUUGGCACGGACGGGCGGCUCUUCCAGUUCCUGGUCUUCCAGCUGAACACCACGGACCUGACCCCCAGCACCGGCAUCAAGAACCUCGUCUGGAUGGACGGGGAUCAGCUGCUCUACCAGCACUUCCGCUGCUACCCCAAGAUCCACAAGAGAGAAGUCGUGGAGCCGUCCGGACUCAUCGACUAUCAGCCCGACACCUUCAGGAAGUUCUUAGCCCUGUUCCUGCACGGAGCCAAGGAGCUGGAGCCGGGCGGCAUCCCGCCCUCCCACCCUUAGUCCCGGGGCGGGGGCCGGGGUAGCCUCCGCCGUCCAUUCAGCUUCCGCGCGGGUAAUAAAGUUCUGUUCAAUCGAGAGCCGUAGAGAAGUGCCCAGAAGCCCCGCCCCGGGCGCUGCCCGUCUCUACCACGCUCACCAAAAUCCCUGCUCGCCUCCGUGACCUCCCACCCCCUGGGGCCCGGGUGGCAAGGUAUGGGGGAACAGGUCCCGUGUCGGGCAGGCUGGCGGGGGACCCGUGACGAUAGACCCGUCCCUUAGUCACUCUGGCCCCCGCCAGGGAGAAGCCCCCUCCCCGCCGGCAGCAGCGAGGUGGCAGAUGAAGAAAAAAUCCACCUCCCGCAGGUGGCGUCUCCACCGAGGCACGACGCGCGGGCUCACCCCAGGGCCGUGGCCAAGAGGCCAGCCUGGCACAAGUGGGGGUGCGGGGUAAGCGACUGAGGACUCGAGAGUUCGGAAGAUACAGAAGAUUCACUAACUUCCCCCUUCAAUCUACCAGCGGGGGCUCGCACACCAAAAUCAAGGACCCGUCCAAGGAUCUAAGACACAGAAGAUUAACUGCCUCCUGCACUCUUCCGGCGGGUGUCACACACCAAAAUCAAGGACCCAUCCGAGGAUCUGCGCAGCAGAGGGAGAUGGAUGCGAGAGGGGCAAGGCAGGAUAAGGAAAGGGCUUGGAUUUGGAUGGUAGCGGUUUGGAUGGAGAGGGAGGGAUGGGUUCAGGUGAUGUGAAGGUAGAACUGACGGGAGUCGGUGACCGACUCAAGAUGCUGGUUGAAGAAGCGAUAUGCGGAGCAUUAAAACAUGGGCUUGGGAAACAUCAA
Messenger RNA from Ornithorhynchus anatinus (platypus), 2128 nucleotides. RefSeq names its product mitochondrial ribosomal protein L37 (gene MRPL37). Gene Ontology annotation, biological process: translation. Bases 40 to 1308 code for a protein of 422 amino acids. Lineage: Eukaryota; Metazoa; Chordata; Mammalia; Monotremata; Ornithorhynchidae. Gene Ontology annotation, cellular component: ribosome; mitochondrion. The record is from RefSeq and is a predicted model, not a curated record. Gene Ontology annotation, molecular function: structural constituent of ribosome. The transcript is spliced from 6 exons.